Messenger RNA from Conger conger (European conger), 1181 nucleotides. It is a transcript of the gene prorsd1, whose product is annotated as prolyl-tRNA synthetase domain containing 1. Gene Ontology annotation, molecular function: aminoacyl-tRNA deacylase activity. The transcript is spliced from 2 exons. Lineage: Eukaryota; Metazoa; Chordata; Actinopteri; Anguilliformes; Congridae. Bases 208 to 720 code for a protein of 170 amino acids. The record is from RefSeq and is a predicted model, not a curated record.
ACGAUAUGCGAAACCGUGCCCUAAAUGCAGCCAUGUUUGUGGGGUUUCUAGACCGCGUCUGCGUAGUGCUGCCAGCCUGCCACGCUAACAUUGAAUGGAACUGUACACACGGUAUUACUUAGUUAAACGAGUUAUUUAGUUGUACAAGUGACUGUAUGCACCCUAAUCACCAACUACUCUAGCUAUUGAUCUUAAAUAUUACUUACGAUGGCGUCAUCAGAGCUUCGGAAGGAGUUGGAGGACUACCUGAAAAAUCUUAAUAUCGAAACUGUUUGCGUGGAGCACCCAGAGGUGUUCACCGUGGAGGAAAUGCUGCCACACCUGCAGCACCUGAGCGGCGCGGUGACCAAGAACCUCUUCCUGAAAGACAAGAAGAAGAAGGGCCUGUGGCUGGUGUCGGUUCGGCACGACCGCGCGGUCAACCUGAACGACCUGGCCAAGAAGCUGGGUCUGGGCAGCGGGAGCCUGCGCUUCGCGGACGAGGCGGCCAUGCAGGAGACGCUGCGGGUGGGCCAGGGCUGCGCCACGGCGCUGGCGGUCUUCGGCGACGCCGGCGGCCGCGUGAGGCUCGUGCUCGACGGCGACCUGGUGCACGGCGGCCACGACAGGGUGUACUUCCACCCCAUGACCAACGCCGCCACCAUGGGCCUGACGCCCGCCGACCUGCUGAGGUUCCUGAAGGAGACGGGACACGACCCCGUUCUGCAGAGCUUCGAUUAGGCGGGGGGAGGGAGGGAGGGGGAGAGUGGCCGUGCUCUGAACCGCACACUAAUCACACUACAGUUCAAUGUAAAGCUGCCUGACAUUUAGUAUGAGUCGUAUGAGUGGUAUGUUAGUAUGCGGUUUGGAACCCAGCCAGUGUUCCUCGAGUCUGAAGGUCGCUCAGGCUGUCUGUGUGAGACGGUGGUGCCCCUGGGUGGGUCAUCAUUGUAUGGGCUCAUGGGUGUGGUUAAGGUUGGAGCUGAAAAUGUAUUGAUGUAAGAUUCAUCUCAACAGAGUUCGCAACACUCUCUUCUGAAACAGUCAGCUCCAGUAAAUACCAAUAUAAUUUUAUUCUGUAAACUCUGGUGUCUGGUAUGGCCUCCUGGUGUUCCUCUGUUCUGUUCUGUUCUCUGUUCUGACAUUGAAGAUCACGAUUCAUAUGCGACUGGACAGAAAUAAAGCCCCUUGUUUUUAUUUUA